GAACUGGGCUGCUGGGUACUGACGGGCACCGGGCGGCUGCUGGAGGGGAAGUCUGUGUCAGUGAGGUGGUUACGCCCGUGGUCUGUGUACAAACCGUCGGGGUGUGCGUGUGUGUGUAGGGGUGGGGGGUGAGUGUUACUGAUUUGGCAUCGGCAGCAAUCCGAUGUGCGCUCAGUGAGGAGGAUGCUGAGGAAGGAGAGGCAGGGCGAGACACAGUGAUGCGGUGACACAUGGCUGCCUGCCGGUGCACUUAGACUGCGGCUCACACUUCCAUUCACCGAAAAAUAGGAGAGGCUGGACUCCGGGUUGCCUAGAGACGCUGCUCGGAGGCUGGAGGCUGCCGCAACCGACAAACGAGCUGUGGAAGCCCCGCACACUGCUGAUCGGACAGCCUGCUGAUCCCUUUGCGUACUGAGAUAUUUGGCCUUGCCGAGCCGCCGUAGAGAUGGGAGAUAACAUGUCCAAGCGACUGAAGCUGAUCUCGGCUACAGACGCAGAGAUGGAGGAGCGCUCUUUUUCAAACCCAUAUCCCGACUGGGACCAAGGAGUCCUCACCUCCAACUCUGGAGCGGAUGUAGUUUGCAAUGACUCCCUUGAUUCGGAAGGAAAGGUUAGCACAUCCUUUCAGAAGAAGGUCCAGAGUAAGAUCAAAGAUCUCCUCCAGCAGAUGGAGGAAGGCCUAAAGACAGCCGACCCCCAUGACUUCUCCACCUACACCGGCUGGACAGGCAUUGCAUUGCUGUACCUUCAACUGCACCGGGUCUCAAAUGAGGCCUCCUACCUGCAUAGAGCCCUAGACUACGUAAAGAGGACCAUGAGGAUCCUGAAUGGGCGCAAAGUGACAUUUCUAUGUGGUGACGCGGGGCCUCUGGCAGUGGGUGCGGUGGUCCACCACAAACUGAAUAACACGACUGACAGCAAAGAGUGUCUGUCCAGGCUUCUUCAGCUUCAGCGGUCUGUGCUGAGCCCAGACUCUGAUAUACCAGAUGAGCUGCUGUAUGGUCGUGCUGGAUACCUUUAUGCUUUGCUGUACGUUAACAAAGAGAUCGGCACUGACGCUGUGGAUGAGGACACCAUUACAAAGGUGGUCACAGCCAUUGUGGAAUCUGGUAAGAACAUGUCAGCAGAGCAGAAGAAGACUGAUCGCUGUCCACUCCUCUAUGAGUGGCACAAGAAGCAGUACAUCGGCGCUGCCCACGGCCUGGCCGGCAUCUAUUACAUGCUGAUGCAGUCUGGAGCAAAAGUCCAUCCAGACAUCCUGUCAGAGUUGGUUCGCCCCAGCAUCGACUACGUCCGCCACAAGAGGUUUCGUUCAGGAAACUUCCCUUCAUCCCUGAGCAACGAGAGCGACCGGCUGGUCCACUGGUGCCACGGAGCGCCCGGUGUUAUCCAUAUGCUUAUCAUGGCCCAUAAGAUUUUUAAAGAAGAAAAGUACCUGAAGGAGGCUGUAGACUGCGGCGAGGUGAUAUGGCAGCGGGGCCUGCUCAGAAAAGGCUACGGUAUUUGCCAUGGAACCGCUGGCAACGGAUACGCCUUCCUGUCUCUCUACAAACUCACCAAGGAGAAGAAAUACCUGCACCGCGCCUGCAAGUUUGCUGAGUGGUGUUUGGACUACGGGACACAUGGGUGUCGUAUCCCAGACAGACCAUACUCCCUUUUUGAAGGUAUGGCAGGAGCCCUCCACUACAUAUCAGAGAUGGAAAACCCCGAAGCUUCGUGUUUCCCUGCCUUUGAACUUUGACCUGACAGCCCCUGACUUUGGAUUACGAAGGGGAGGCUUAAUAUUUUCAAGUUAACUUUCCUUUAAAAGUACGCUGCUCAAAAAAAAAUGAGGGGAACGUUUAAAUCACACAUUGGAUCUUGAUAAAUGAAAUACUCACUCUGAAAAUCUUUAGUGUCAUAAAUUUUGUAAUUAUCUUGAGAACAAAAUGAUCUACUAACAGUGAGAACCAAUAUCAUCCACCCUUUAAGGGUUUGAAUUUAGAAACCACACCAAAAAUCCAAGUUAAAAAUAGGCUCGUCUGACCUGCAUCAUAGUGUGGCUCAGCAGUAUGUGUGGUCCCCAUGACCCUACAUGCGCUCUUAGCUGAUGUCUUUAAAUCUUGUUCUGGACUUGGAUCAAGGCACCAGUAAACUUCUGGACAGUGUGUGGCACUGUUUGGUGGGUUUCGAUGGACCAGUGCAUAAUUUUCCUGAGAAUCUUCAUAUCUUCAUAACUGGCGUCAGUGCCUUCAUCAUCCAGGAACUGCCUUCAUUCUCGCCAGCGGAGGACAGACAUUGUUGUGCACCAAGAGGAUCCCAGGGCUUGCUCCAGCAUGAAGUCUGACAUUAGAUAUGUGGAUUUCAUCCUGAUACCAAACAUGCAGGUCUGUUUCACUAUUUCCCAUGUGAACAUGCUGUCAUCAUAGGGCACUAGUGUGAGACCUCCCAGUUUCGGUGGUAUCUGAGAAAAAUCAGUCAUGAGGAUUAAGAGGAGAGCAUUGGUCUGUGGCUGCAACCUGCAAAACCAUUCCCAUUUGGGAGUUGUCUUCUUGUUGCUUUUCCAUUGUUGCCACAUUCAUGGCACCAAAACAGGUGAAAUUAGUUGACCAUAGUUUAUGCUUCCAAGAAUCCUUGAAGCUUAAUUGACUGUUUUAUUCUGAGAUCAUAAAGUGUUCCCCUAAUUUUUUGAGCAGUGUAUUUUGAUAAAACUUUCAGCCUUGGUCAUGCGUAAGUAGUGACCAAUAUUAGACAUUCAAACUGGAAAUAAGUGCAACUGAUUAAUUAUUUGUUGGAUUAAAGACAUGGUUAGCUUUUCUGUGAUUAAAAAUGUACAGAGAAUGUUUUUGGACAAAACUACACAUUCAUUUAUGGAGGUGUAGUAAAAAUAAAAGAAGCAGUAGAUCGAUGGAGCGCGACCAUCGUAUUGCCUCUUUUUCUCUUGCUGAAGAUAGACACUGGAUCUGAUGUUGGAACGCUGUCAGAACUCGCCUAUAAUGUGCUGAGAAAAAGACAUGGACCUCAUGGCUCCCCAUCAACACAUUAUUGCCAGCUGGGCUUGGUCACAGGAGCACAUUCUAAGCACUCAGCCUUUAAUAUUGUAGCACUUAGGCCAAGAGAGCAAGUGUGGGUGUGUGUGUAUGUGUGAAGAUGUGCAUCUCUGUCAAAUGAACUAAAGCUGUUGUGGCAUGCUCACUGUUAUUGGCUUUUGGUGCCUCAUUGUGUGUCAGUGUAGUAGUUAUUCUUCCUGUAUUUAGGUGUGCUGUUUCAGUUCUUCAUGUGUUGAUCGCAUAGUAGGCAACAUGUUUCUUUGCCCUCUUUUAUUUUAUUAACAAGUAUAAAGUAGCUCCGUGCUCUCAAGCUGACCGUCAGCUGUAAAGUCUGUCUGCAGCUUUUCUGUUAUAAAAAUACAUGUUCCAAUUA
Molecule: messenger RNA, 3402 nt
Organism: Maylandia zebra (zebra mbuna)
Lineage: Eukaryota; Metazoa; Chordata; Actinopteri; Cichliformes; Cichlidae
Gene: lancl2
Product: LanC lantibiotic synthetase component C-like 2 (bacterial)
Biological process (GO): peptide modification; carbohydrate metabolic process
Cellular component (GO): plasma membrane
Source: RefSeq, a predicted model, not a curated record